Messenger RNA from Venustampulla echinocandica, 1056 nucleotides. RefSeq lists its product as uncharacterized. NCBI's taxonomy places the organism in Eukaryota, Fungi, Ascomycota, Leotiomycetes, Helotiales, Pleuroascaceae. Gene Ontology annotation, cellular component: mitochondrion. Gene Ontology annotation, molecular function: hydrolase activity, acting on acid anhydrides, in phosphorus-containing anhydrides. Bases 1 to 1056 code for a protein of 351 amino acids. The transcript has 3 exons. The record is from RefSeq and is a predicted model, not a curated record.
AUGGCCCCGUCGCCACGCCCAGAGCUGGAGAAGCAAUACAUGUCCUCGAAACCUUCACCAAAGAAACAAUCCCCAGAACCGCGUCCCAGUUCAAGGCAUGUACAUAUCCUCCUCAUAUCCCCCACCAAUGAAAUCUUGCUCCUCCGCCGGGUCCAAAACUCCAGCUCCUUCGCAUCCGCACACGUCUUCCCCGGCGGUAACCUCUCUUCGUCGCAAGACGGGGAGAUUCCCCUGCCAGAUGACAAGCAACGGCAUGUUGAUGGCCCUGCAUAUAGACUUGGUGCCAUUAGGGAAUGCUUCGAGGAAAGUGGGCUUUUAUUAGUGAAGAAGAAGGGCGACCAGAGUGGAGAUUUGUUAGAAGUUGAUGCGGAAACGAGAGAUAAAGCUAGGAAGGCGAUUCAUGCUGGGAAAUUAAAAUUCGCAGAAUGGGUCGAGUCAAUAGGAGGAGUUGUUGAUUCUGACUCCCUAAUCCCCUUCACCCGUUGGGUCACGCCCGCCAACCUCCCCAAACGCUUCACAACCCAGAUGUACGUCUACUUCCUCCCGCUCACUCAAUCAUCCCCGGCCGCCAAAACAGUAAUCCACGUCCCAACUUCCGACGGCGGUCUCGAGCACACUACAGCGCUCUUCGCACCCUGUACGCGCUGGCUCGACCUCGCAACAAGGAACGAGAUAAUACUUUUCCCGCCACAGUUCUACCUAAUACAUCUCCUGUGCACGUUCCUCACACCUUCGAGUGCGCCUCUGUCAACCACUGAGCUACAAGCGCAGCGCUCUGCCGUGAUGGAGUUCCUUGAAACGGAUGGCGAUGGCAAAGGGGUGAAGUGGGCGGAUAAAGUGAUGAGUCCGGUGGGAUUGAUGCUUAGGAAGAGUGAUGGGCGGAGUGUACUUGCUCUUGAUAAGCCUGGACCGGAACUGAAAGGAAGUAAGAGGAGGGGAGAUGAGAAGAGAGUUGUUCUUGUGAAGUUUGGUAAAAAUGGGCCAAGGGAUGUGGAGGUGAGAAUGAAGGAAGAGGUUUUAGAGGAGGAAAGAGCCGCGGCGAAGGUAAAGCUUUAG